AUGGUAUACAGUAUAGAACAUGAUAUUGACAAUAUUAAUCAAAAUACAGAUAAUAACGAAGAACAAUUAUUUUAUUUAUUAAAACGUCUUAAUAUUUCCAGCAAUAAUCGUAAAUAUAUAAAAAAAAAAUGUUUAAAUGAAUUAAUUGAGAAUUUUGUUCAUGACAAAAAUGAUAUAUUUAAUAAAUAUAUACCAUGUGAUGAAUAUGAAAAGAAAUACAAUUGUAUUAAUGUAAUUGACAAAGAAGGGAAUGUUAAUGAUAAUAUAAACCAAAAAGAAACUAAAUUUAUUAAAAAUGAUAUUACAAUAGAUUCACUGCAAAAAUCAAACGAUGACGUAAAGGAUAUAAAUAAAAAUAAUCCUCAAAAUUUAGAUAAUAGAACAUCUGGUGUUGAUAUAUGUGGUCCUAAUAUUUAUAUAGAUGAAAAUUAUAACGAUCUGAUAUACCUUUCUAAAAUAAAUUUCGAGGAAGAUAAUUUACAUUUAAAAAAAAUACAAGAAAUAUGCAAAGAUAUAAAGGAUAAUUUGAAAUAUUAUAAAGCAGAAAAUCAUGACGUUUACAAAUUUAGACCCACAACAAAAAAUAUAGUAAAUACAAAUCUUUAUAAAGACAUAAAUAUAGAUAAUAAUAUAAAUAUUGAUAAAUAUACAAAUGAAUAUUUUAUAAAUCAAUUAAAUUAUAAAAAUAUAGAAGAAAACAAAAAAUAUGAUAUAUAUGAUGAUAAAGAAAAUAUCGAAAAAAAAUCUUUAAAAAUAGUUCAAGAGAAAUGCAAAAAAAUUGUACAUUCUUUAAAUUAUAAAUAUACCUCAGUAGAUAUAAAUGAAAUAAUUAAUAUAUUAAAUAUUAUUACAUCUCCAGAUUUUGAUGAAAAGAUUGAUAAAUAUACAUAUUUAAAAUUAUUUCUAAAUAAAUAUCAUUAUGUAUAUCCUCAUGAAAAUAUAAAAGGAUUAAAAAAAAUUCGAAAGUUUGUUCAAAAGAUUUAUUUGAAUAAAGGGGAUUUUUUUUAUAUAAAUCAAAAUGAUAUUUCAGAUAUGUAUUUAAAAACUGAUAUGGAACAAAUUAUAAGAAAUCAAUAUUUUAUAAAUAAUAUGAUAAAUUUACAUAUAGAUAAUGGAAAAUUCUGGAUACAAAUAGUACAUAAUAUGUGGAUACCUCUUAUAAUUGAAAAUUUUAAUUCUAUUAAAAAUAAUAUCUUUUCAUAUAUGUUAAUUUAUGAUAAUUAUGAAAAUUUUCUAAAUCAGUAUCACUUAUCAAAGGUAAAUAAAACAUUUUAUACUUUUUCUCAGCAUAUAUUUUCAGGUAUUUUAUUUUGCGGGGUCCCAAGUAUUUAUAGACUUCUUAUGAGACUACAUACUUAUAAAUAUAUUGAACUUCGUAUUAACAUGAUAAUAGAAAAAAAUUCAAAGAAUAUUUAUGAUGAAAUCAUUAUAUCUAGUUUAAACUACAAUAUAGAUAUUCUCAGAACUCUAUUUCCUUUUUUCAAAGAAUUUAUAAAUAUUGAUAUGAAUAAAAUUGUAGAUAAUUUUUUUGAAUCCCCUUUUUUCAAUAUUAUUAUUUCAUCUCUAAAAAAAUCAAAUAUCGAAAAAAUUAGUGUGAAUCAAAAAUAUUUAAAUUUUAUUAAUUCCUUUUUUUUGAUGAUAACAGAAUUUUUAUAUGGAACAGAAUGUAAAAAGUGUCUUGAAAAAUUCAAUGAAAAUAAUAUUGAAUUCUUAAGUUUUUUGGAUGAUAUAUUCUAUGAUCAUAUGAAUAUAUUAAUAGCUAGAGAUAUUUUAUUAUUUAUAAUAGAUUUGUUAUGUUUAUUUAAAUUACAUUCUAUUUAUAUAAAAAAAAAAUAUUGUGAAUCUAUAUUACAUAUUACAACAUGUGUUAAAAUUUUAUAUUAUAAUAGAAGUCAGUUAACAAAUGAUAAUAUAUGGAAACAAACAUAUGUCAUAGCUGUAAAACUCUAUCAUUUUAUUUAUUCAGCUUUACAUAGAAAACAAUCUAUAAAGGAUAAUUUAAUGAUUCAAGAAUUAACAUUAAUUAAAAGAUAUUAUUUUAAUAAUUUAAAACAAGAAAAUUCUAUAGGAGAUUUUUAUUUCUUAAAAAAUUUAAAUUAUGGUAUAUAUUGUUGGAACACAGUAUGUAAUAAACACAUUAAUAUACACACAUUACAAGAUAAUGAAAAUAUUUUUCAAUAUUGUCAAGGAUGUUAUAUAGCAACAUACUGUUCAGAAAAAUGUAAACUAACUCAUUUACUUUCCUCGCAUCAUAAUGUAUGUGCAUAUUUCAAAAACAUACCUUCCUUUCUAAAAUUUAACACUUUUCAUAUGGAACCUAAUUCAUAUAACAAUAAAGUUUUAAAUAUAUUUAAAAAUAUUGAUAUGUUUGAUAAAAAUAAUGAUAAAUAUCAAGUUAUUUAUUAA
Molecule: messenger RNA, 2406 nt
Organism: Plasmodium adleri (nom. inval.)
Lineage: Eukaryota; Apicomplexa; Aconoidasida; Haemosporida; Plasmodiidae
Product: conserved Plasmodium protein, unknown function
Exons: 2
Coding region: 1-2406 (801 amino acids)
Source: RefSeq, a predicted model, not a curated record